UCAAUCAUGCAUGACGUGAUUAAGCAGUAUUUAGGAAUGCUAACUCACAUCUGAUGCUAAAUUCUAUUUUCAAUGAUUAGGUGGUUCUUUGAUGCCCUUUGGUACAGAAUAACAAUAAUUGGACUAGAAGCGGAGGAGUCUUAACGCAGAUUAUGGGCCAAAAUCAAAGUGGAGGCCGUGGGCCUGGUGGAAAUAAAAAAGAUGACAAAGGGAAAGAAAAAAAGAAAUAUGAACCACCACUGCCGACAAGAGUUGGCAAGAAACGAAAACGGCAUAGAGGUCCAGAUUCAGCCAACAAACUUCCCAGUGUCACUCCUCAUACGAGAUGUAGAUUACGAUUACUUAAACAGGAACGAAUAAAGGACUAUCUAUUGAUGGAAGAAGAAUAUAUUAGAAAUCAGGAGAGACUAAAACCACAAGAAGAAAAACAAGAAGAAGAACGGUCUAAAGUCGAUGAUUUGAGAGGAUCACCGAUGUCCGUUGGAAGCUUGGAAGAAAUUAUUGAUGAAAACCAUGCGAUUGUUUCCACAUCUGUUGGUUCUGAACAUUAUGUCAGCAUUUUAUCUUUUGUUGACAAGGAUCAACUUGAACCUGGUUGUACCGUCUUAAUGAAUCACAAAGUUCACGCAGUUGUUGGGUUUUUGAAUGAUGACACAGAUCCACUUGUAACUGUGAUGAAAUUAGAAAAGGCUCCACAAGAAUCAUAUGCCGAUAUUGGUGGAUUAGAAUUGCAAAUCACAGAAAUUAAGGAAUCAGUUGAACUUCCAUUGACUCAUCCUGAAUAUUAUGAAGAGAUGGGAAUAAAACCACCUAAGGGUGUCAUUUUGUAUGGUCAACCAGGGACAGGGAAGACUCUUCUUGCAAAAGCUGUGGCCAAUCAAACUUCUGCAACUUUCCUCAGAGUUGUAGGUUCAGAAUUGAUUCAGAAAUAUCUUGGAGAUGGACCCAAGCUUGUACGGGAAUUGUUUCGUGUUGCAGAAGAACAUGCACCUUCUAUUGUAUUCAUUGAUGAGAUUGAUGCAAUAGGAACAAAACGAUAUGAAUCCAAUUCUGGUGGUGAACGUGAAAUUCAGAGAACUAUGUUGGAGCUUUUAAAUCAACUAGAUGGUUUUGAUUCACGUGGUGAUGUUAAAGUAAUCAUGGCUACAAAUCGUAUCGACUCCCUUGAUCCGGCUUUGAUUAGACCUGGUCGAAUAGAUAGAAAAAUUGAAUUCCCAAUGCCGGAUGAGAAAACUAAACGAAGAAUAUUCCAGAUUCAUACUGCAAGAAUGACAUUAAGUAAUGACGUCAAUAUUGAUGAGUAUAUUCAAGCUAAGGAUGAUCUUUCUGGAGCUGAUAUUAAGGCUAUCUGCACCGAAGCUGGCUUACUUGCCUUGAGGGAAAGACGUAUGAAGGUGACAAGCGAAGAUUUUAGAAAAUCUAAAGAAAAUGUUCUAUAUCGUAAGAAUGAAGGAACGCCUGAGGGUUUAUAUCUUUAAACCACAGAAUGAAAGAUCUUGGGAUGGAUAUUCAAAGAUGAUUUAUAACAUUCUUAAACAUUAACUUUUUGUUACCUGUUGUCUAAUAGGAAAAUAAGGUUCUGAAAGUACUCUGCCUAUAUUCACUUUGCAAGAUAUAGAAUGCGAUUGUAUGAAAUUUUUUUAGUUAGUUCAUGACAUCGAGUUGGUUUAGGUGGAUCAUGUGCGAGAAUUUGUUAGAUUAGAACCCUGAAAUUUUCAAGUAUCUGGUUGGGGCUGCCCUGUGACACCCUAAAUCGGUGAUUCUUUAACUUCAUUUUGUCGCAAACCCAUGAACUUUUUUUGGUCUGUGCCGACGCCCCUUGUUAACAGUAGGGAAUAGAUAAAACUACAAUUUGCUGUGAAGGAUGCUGUUGCGUUCCUUGAACAAGAACAUCAAAUUGUGACGUCCUCUGACAGGACAACCAUUCAUGGCAUCAAACCCGUUUAGGCGUUUAGUUUUGAUAUGUACAACAAUUUAUAUUCGUUUUCAAACUAUCCAAUAAACUGUCUCUCACAAUUGUUCCCA
This is a messenger RNA of Styela clava, 2025 nucleotides long. RefSeq names its product 26S proteasome regulatory subunit 4. NCBI's taxonomy places the organism in Eukaryota, Metazoa, Chordata, Ascidiacea, Stolidobranchia, Styelidae. The record is from RefSeq and is a predicted model, not a curated record. Gene Ontology annotation, molecular function: ATP hydrolysis activity; ATP binding.